Messenger RNA from Rhizophagus irregularis DAOM 181602=DAOM 197198, 531 nucleotides. Lineage: Eukaryota; Fungi; Glomeromycota; Glomeromycetes; Glomerales; Glomeraceae. The record is from RefSeq and is a predicted model, not a curated record.
UGACUUGGUUACUUCUUGCCUAUGCUAUGGAAAUGUACUAAAGAACAUAGAUGGACUGCAUCAUUUGAUAGCAUAAAAAAUAAAAGGUUAUGGUGUCCAUAUUGCCUAAGAAUACUCUCAAUAUUGCUAAGAUGGUUGCAAUUAAUAAAGGUGGAGACUGUAUUUCAAAUAAAUAUAUUAAUGGUUCACCUCAUUUGAGAUGGAAAUGUGCAAGAGAUUAUGAAUGAAAUGCAACACUUGAAAAUGUAAAAAAUUGAUAUUCAUGGUGCCCCAUAUGUGUUGGACGUAAAAUCGUAACUAACUACUCAGAAAAAUUGCUGGCCGGAUUUCUUAAAAACACCUAAAUACUCUCGAGAGUUACUUGAUAUAUUCAUCCAGAAUAUGGUUUUGCAAUCGAAGUGCAAGGAGAACAGCAUGAAAAUUAUAUAGAAUUCUUUCAUAGAGUAGGACCCGAAUAAUUUUAUCAAGCACGGGAUCAACUCAAGAAAGAAUUAUGCGCCUUAAGGGUUUGUUUGGUAUUACGAAGACCCA